Messenger RNA from Lemur catta (Ring-tailed lemur), 685 nucleotides. Its product is annotated as histone H2A.Z-like. Bases 1 to 312 code for a protein of 103 amino acids. The record is from RefSeq and is a predicted model, not a curated record. Lineage: Eukaryota; Metazoa; Chordata; Mammalia; Primates; Lemuridae. Gene Ontology annotation, cellular component: nucleosome. The transcript has 2 exons. Gene Ontology annotation, molecular function: structural constituent of chromatin; protein heterodimerization activity; DNA binding.
AUGAAGUUCCCGGUGUGCUGUAUUCAUCAACACCUGAAAUCUAGGGUGACCAGACAUGGAUGUGUGGAUGCGAACGCCGCUGUGUACGGUGCAGCCAUCCUAGAGUACCUCACCACGGAGGAAUUUGAACUGGCAGGAAGUGCAUCAAAAGACUUAAAGGUAAAGUGUAUUACCCCUUGUCAUUUGCAACUUGCUAUUUGUGGAGAUGAAGAAUUGGACUAUGUCAUCAAGGCUACAAUUGCUGGUGGUGGUGUCAUCCCACACAUUCACAAAUCUCUGAUUGAAAAAAAGGGACAACAGAAGACUGUCUAAAAGAUGCCUGGAUUCCUUAUUACCUCAGGACUCUAAAUACUCUAACAGCCGUCCAGUGUUGGUAAUUCCUGUGGACUGUAUCUCUGUGAAAAACACAAUUUUGCCUUUUUGUAAUUCUAUUAAAGAAGUUGGAAGUUUAAUUAGCUUUCCAACCAACCAAAUUUCUGCAUUCGAGCCUUAACCAUAUUUUAAGUGUUACUGUGGCUUCAAAGUAGCUACUGAUUCCAAAGUAGUGGGUUUUGGUUGAGUUGACUGUUUAUAAAAAUAACUGCUUGGAUUUUAAUUGUGAUGCAGUAGUUACAGUAACAAACAUUUGGUUUCGUACAGAUAUUAUUUCCACUCCGGUGGAUAAGCUCAAUAAAGGUCACAUCCC